Molecule: messenger RNA, 174 nt
Organism: Sclerotinia sclerotiorum 1980 UF-70
Lineage: Eukaryota; Fungi; Ascomycota; Leotiomycetes; Helotiales; Sclerotiniaceae
Exons: 1
Coding region: 1-174 (57 amino acids)
Source: RefSeq, a predicted model, not a curated record
AUGCUUCUAGUCGAUAGAAAGAAGGGAAAUGCGGUGAGUCCAAAAGCUGGGGAUGGCUUGGACGGCAAGUGCCUUGCGCCUUAUGAUGCGAAAACAUUAGCGAGAAUGGGUGAGAAGCAAAACCUUGAAUUUCACUUAUUGGUUAUAUUUCUCAUUUUUGUUAUUGUGGUAUAG